ACUUGCUAACAUGUAUUGCAGUGUUUGGUUUAUAACCACACAAUAGUGGCUUUGAUUAAUAAUGCUUUAUUAGUUAUAAACACAGACUUACUGAAUAAAUCCUACUUACUCUAUUGAAUGGCUCUCCAUUGCUACAUAAAACCAUUUAAGUAAUUAGAAUACUGCUAUAGUAUUUCUCUGUAUUGUAGACUUGGAGUUGUUAGUUCUCUGUCAGCUUUCCUGAAUUCCUGCAUCGGAUUUCUAUGUGGCCACCACUUGAUACAAAAAGGAACAUGUCCAUUCAAGUUGCAUUUUACGAAGAGAAAGGGCAGGCGUGGUAACACAGAGUUUCAUAGAACUGUAGAGUCAUGAAAGUUGGAAAAAGCUUUGUAAAGAUCAUCCCAAGAAAAGAGGAGGGGUGGGGGAAUGGGUGUGUCUCUCCUUCUGACCUUUGCUGUCCUCUUCUAUGCCAGGUUCAGAGAGAUGAUACUGGAGAGGCAAUAGUCCUUGUGUAUCAAAAGAGUGGAAGAGUAUGCCUGACGAAUGUGGCAUAAGGCAUCUUGCGGAGAGCUCACCUCUGUCUUUUUCUAGAAAAUAUAGGAUGAUUUGGAAAUUUGCCUUGUCCGUUCUUCUGAUGGCAGCACUGGUUCGAGUGACGGACGCCAGGAAAAACCGGCCUGCAGGUGCCAUUCCCUCCCCAUACAAAGGCAGCAGCAGCAACCACUCGGAGCGGAGGCAGCAGCUGAACAAGGAGGUGUUGGCCUCCAGCCAGGAGGCCCUCGUGGUCACCGAGAGGAAGUACCUCAAGAGCGACUGGUGCAAGACGCAGCCGCUGCGGCAGACUGUCAGCGAGGAGGGCUGCAUCAGCCGCACCAUCAUCAACCGCUUCUGCUACGGGCAGUGCAACUCCUUCUACAUCCCGCGGCACGUGAAAAAGGAGGAGGAGUCCUUUCAGUCCUGUGCUUUCUGCAAGCCACACAAGGUCACCUCUUCGACUGUGCAGCUGGAGUGCCCUGAGCUGGACCCACCGUUCCGACUCAAGAAAAUUCAGAAGGUCAAGCAGUGCCGGUGCAUGUCUGUGAAUCUAAACGGCUCAGGCAAACUGUGAGAACAGGCAUGUAGCUGCUGCUUGGUGUUGCCUCCAUCAGCUUUACUGCUGCCUCUCCUCUCCCACUGAGCAGACUGUCUAUUUUGUUGGUUUGUUUCUUCUUUUCCUUUUUUUUUGGUGUUCUGUUUUCUUUCAGGAGGCAUCUCUCCAGCAAGGAAAGUCUCCUUGUCACUUGCCUACUGGAAUAAUGCUUUUUCACGGGAUGUGUUAGGCACUUCACCAUAAAGUUGUAUUGUAUUUUAAAUAUCAUCUGGCAGUUGAAUCUUCUGGAGUGGAGCAGGCUCCCAGAAGUUGGGUUUGCUCAUCUAAGUGACCAGUUGGCUGAAUCCAGCAUUAAAUGUUUCCACUGUGUGGAGUAAAGCCCUCUGCCCUACACUCCAGUUCCCUCCACAAGCUGAGAAUGCCUUCCCCGUGCUUUGGUCUGGAGCUUGCUUCUCUCACUUGGAAGUGCUGGGGUGCUGCCCAGGACUGGGGGACACAGAUGAGGGAGAGUAACGAGGAGUAAUGUGUGAAAAGCAAGUGAGACUGUCUGACAAGGCUUCUCUCCUUAAGAUGACUUCAAUUGUGCAAUGACAAAUGGUUCUGGGCUUGUUGUCUGAAUGGCAGAUCAGAAGCAAGGGGAAGAGGGUGAGGCGCUGGGUCAGCCACGGUGACCACAGAGCAGACUGAGGUUGGGUUCUGAUGCUGUUGUGGUUAGAGUAUAUUGAACACAUGGCCUCUGCAGCACUGUUUAUUUUGUAACCUAGCUAUAGUAAACAGCUGUUUAAAGUAUUAUAGACCUAGCCAUGUGUAUUUUUCUUGUGGCAGAGUAUGCCAGCGAUUAAAAUAUGUUAAGAGACUCGGUUGCUAGGUCAGCUGCCUGGCUUAAAAUGGACAUGGUUUUACUCUGCUUUUGGUAGGUUUUUGUAUGUUAGAUAUGUGUGUUUGUUUCUUACUCCAAAAAGGACAACAUUCAUUUAUGACCACCUAUUUAUGCCUGCUCAGACCAGGGAGGGUGGGAGGGUAGUGGGAGAGAACACUUAAGGGAAUGAUGUGUCCCCAAAGGUAUAAAAGCACUGUCACACAAAGGACAAAAUUUGGUCAUUGCUGGACUGAAUACAAAAGCUACGUAAGUGUCACCAAGUUUUGGGAGUGGUGUCUCUCCCAUGAUUGGAAACCAUGUUAAUGUGUCCCUGUUAAAGGACAAACACCUCAGUCAGUGCUGCUGGAAUGGGUCACAGCUGUGGGAGCGGGUAAAGAGUAAGCUGUAAUUGCUACACUAUUGGUGGUCCACUCAGUUUGUGAGACCUGCUCAGUAAGUGUUGGUGAACACUUGCAGUUCAUUUUAAGUCAUACUACAUUGUUAUUGAUAUAGUUGAUGGAGUUUAACAUGUCCUGUAUAUCCCAUUUGUUACAGUUCUGAUCUGUAUUAGUCCCAGCUGCAUUAAAAUCCUGUCUCAAACCAGCCCCUUCCCCCAAACCGAAGCCAGUGCGCACUCAGUUGUCUGAAGCUCACAAAUUAAAAAUGACACGCCGACGCCCUGUGCAUGUCUCACAGUUCAGCAUCUGCAGCGAGUGAAACCAGCCUGCUGCUGGAGCCCCUCCCCGCCAGCCUCUUCGCAUGCAGCCACUUCAAGGGGUUAAUAUGUUCAGCACUGUUGCCAGCUGGGGCUUCAGAGCCACGGGUCUCCCUUAUGUGACACAGGCCUCCCUAAGAGGCUUUCAGGACUGAUCUCCACAAGAGCUCACCAAGCGGUUUACAGGGACUGGCGUGGGCAGGGUGAGGUUGGUCGGCUCUGACAACCAUGUUAUAUGAACGGAUGUCGCUUUUCUGCUGUGACCUUUCAGUGUGUUGGAAGUGCACAGGGAGGCUCCUCCCACAGGGAAUGCUUUAGGGGCUGUUGCUGCUGCCCUGUGGCAUUGUGCCAGCCCCAGGAUGAGUACAAUUCAGUGUUGUCUUGAGAGUGUGGGUGUGGGCGGGGUGCAGGGGGGGAAGGUGGCAAUAUAGUCUACUAAGACUCUGGGGAUCUCAGUCUCCACUUGAAAGGAAUGAACUGAAAGUCAGACGUUUUGGACCAGAGAGAGAAAAGCACCCUAAUAAAUUCACUUAAGAAAAAUGUGCAAGAAUCUUUACCUUUAAGCUAUGCCCUGCCUGGGUUUUUCACCAGUUUGCAAUAUGAAUAUGCUGCAGCUUAAAGCUCCUUCUAGGAGCUGUGUUUAUGUAAAAACUGAGUUGAGCUUGUAAUGGUUAAAACUGUAUUUAAUUCUUGUUUUAUAAAUGAAAAAAAAAUGAAGAAAUGCUUUAAGUAUAAUGUAAUUAUUUUAUAGGUCAACUAUUAAAUUAUAGAUUAAAUAAUAAAGCUACUCUAGGGUUAUAUGGCA
Corvus hawaiiensis (hawaiian crow) is the source of this 3448-nucleotide messenger RNA. It is a transcript of the gene GREM2, whose product is annotated as gremlin 2, DAN family BMP antagonist. The record is from RefSeq and is a predicted model, not a curated record. Gene Ontology annotation, molecular function: receptor ligand activity; BMP binding. The coding region runs from base 512 to 1087 and encodes 191 amino acids. The transcript is spliced from 2 exons. Gene Ontology annotation, biological process: animal organ morphogenesis. Lineage: Eukaryota; Metazoa; Chordata; Aves; Passeriformes; Corvidae.